UACAUGUGUGUGAAUACGUUACUACAUUGCACGUUUUUUAUAAAGUAUCCAUACAGAUCACUUUCUUCUGUGUACUGAAUACUGGUGGUUAACGUAUGAUUCUCUACGUUGAAAACAAUGUUGAGAAUUCUGAAGAAUUUGUCGGUAUUAGGAUUUGAAAUUUUUUAUAUUCAUUAAAACGUAACAAAAUGGGAAGUUAUGCGAGCAGAAUUGCGUCAAUGUCAAACAAUGCAGUGCAUUCAGUAUACCGUGGACGUAAACGAAAGUGUAUUGAGGAAGAUGAUUUUGAUUCUGAAUCGGAUUACAUCGACCGCACGCUUCAAACACCGAAAAAAAGAAAGUUGCUUACAACAGCACAGUACAUAUAUAAAACUUUAUUUCAAGAGGAGAAAGGAAGUGACAUAACUGUACUUAUGUUGGGAAAAGCAUGGAGAUUACAUAAAGUUUAUAUCAGUCAGAGCCCAUAUUUUGCAAGUAUGUUUUCUGGAUCUUGGAGGGAAGCAAACGAGACAGUUAUCAGUGUAGAAAUUGCUGAUCCUAACAUUACAUUAGACUCUCUUUUAACUGUCUUUGGUUCCUUUUAUCAAGAUGAAGUCAGUUUGGAACCAAAAGAUGUUAUAUCAAUUUUAGCUACUUCCACAUUAUUCCAAUUACAAGGAUUAAUUGAUCAAUGCACUGACAUUAUGGUAGAAACAACAAAUAUAAAAACAGUUGUCCCUUAUUACAAUGCUGCUGUGUCUUAUGGUGUACCAGUUGUGAAAACUGCAGCAAAACGAUGGUUAGAAGUUAAUCUUUUGGGAUAUGGGUGGUUACACCCAACAUUUUUAAAAGAAAUUACACCUGAUUUGAUGGCUGAGUUAAUUGCUAGUCCUGAUUUAAUUGCUAUGCAAACAGAAUUUUGCAUAUACAUGAUGCUGCGCGUCUGGUUGUUUGUUCAUGUGCACAAUAAAGAAGAAACACUUCAAAUUGAUGAGUACUUUAGAAACCAUAAGUGGACAAAACCUUUUCUUACAACUGAGGAAGGAAAAGAAUUUGCAGCCCCUUUCAAAGCAUUGAGGAUGAAGUAUCUUUUGUUACACGAUCAAGAUGUGAAAAUUUUAUAUAGCGACAAUUUAAUACCACACGAAUGGUUACACAAUGCGUAUAAAGAGCAAUGGUUACAUUUACUAAGAAUAGAUGCAAAUAAAGAUCGAGGACCGAAACAAAUGAGUGAAGAAGAAUUUGCUCGUGAAUGUUUUCGUUGUGGAAGAUGUAUCGAGAAGGCUGGUGAACAUAUUUGGAGAUGGACAGCAUUUCAUUUUGGUUUAGACUUGGUGGUAUGUUUAGAUAGUACCACUUUAAGAAUUAAAAGGAAUCAUAGACUAGACACAGACCACAUCAAGGCCAACCACAGCAAGCACAACAUAAUUUUAAAAAUAUGUUUAAUUUCAUUGGAUGAACAACGUCAAGUGAAACUUAUUCAGAGUUCAGGUAUGCUUAGGUUAUCUCUUCAUAAAACGAGGAAGUAAAAACAAGUGAUGUCUCUGGAUAAACAACUCACUUAUCCUUUAUAUAUAUCGGUAAACAUGCAAGUGGUCACACCGUUUAUAUCAACCGAAGAGGAAAAAUCAGCUGUAUAGUCAUAUUUCUGAUACUUAGCACACUAAAAGUUUAACAUUUUCUAAACUUUCAAACUGAAUCCCAAUGAUAUACGCUUAUUUCAGAUAAUGACUCGAUUGUUCCAAUUAAUAGUUCACUUCGUCUAAGCAUUCUAAAUUAACGCUCCUUAUUAAUGCAGAUAAUAGAAUUUUUCACGCAAAUUUUGUUACUCUUGGAGAUAUCAAUUUCUAAUUAAAACUUUUAUAAAGUUCACAGCUUCUAGUCGACUAAACGAAAUCGUAACAUUAUACGAUGAGAGAAAUUUUAUUUUAUUAUUACUCAUCGAGUACUAUAAGUCACAGAUUUAUUAUUUUUUGUAACAUAAACUCACAUUUAUUUCUCACAGAAUAAUAUUAACAUUUACUGUAAAUCCAUGAGUUAAUUGAACAUGAAUAAUUGAACAUUAAACUUUCUAAAUAAUAGAGUGUCAUACAAAAGCAUCACAGUAUUAAAACCAUUUACUUUCACAUUAUUGUUAAUAUUCAUAACGAUGAAUCUAAUAAGAAAUUAGACUAACGUUUAUCUUUGUACAGUCAGAAGAAAAUGUGAUUGUAGUUGAAUUCAGAGACACGCUGAUCGAGUGCUUCCGUGUCUUCCGGCCAGCCAUCGAAACGUCGACCCUCGUGCCUUGUGAAUAUCAAUAUCGAAAAACGAAAAAUAUUACAUUGUAAACAAGUCCAGAUAUGUUUUCUACUGUUAAACAUUAGAAAUUUUUAUACAGAAUUUUUAAUUUUAGAAAUGUCUAUUGCUUUAAUAAAUAACCGUUUCAAAUUGAAACGACACAUUACUAACGUUCCUUUGAUUCUAUAAUCUAUAAUCUCAAUCUAUUUUAUACGGUGCUAUUGUCUAAUACGCGCGAAGUUUACGUUUUACUUACUAUAUAGAGAUUAUUACAUAAGAAGCUGCUUAGAUUAGCAAUUAAGAUUUUUCUCUACUUAAAUACGUGCUAUCAACUUUAACUACCUAUUCAACAAGUAUGUGUAAUAUUUGUAGCAUUUAUAAUCAUUUCUUACCUUUGAUGAUUUUUACGUAUUUAUUAAAAAAUGACCAUCAAGUUCGGUAUCAUUUCUAUCAUGAACAUAUCAUUUUAUAUCUAUAGUGCGCAUCCUGGUAUAUUUUGAUGAUAAACGUAUCAGGCUCAUAAGCAUUUCCGUUCUCGUACUGAAUUAAUUAUAGACGAAGGUUAUAUGAAUCAAUGAUACAUCGCAAAAGAAAACAGCAUUUAUUUAUGUAUGUUCACUAACAUCAAAAUUAUUGAAUAACAAACCAAUUUAAUUGUAUAACUUUUGACAUAACGUUCUGGGAACAAUGUACUUUAUUCUGUAUGUAAUUAUAACAUCUGUAGGUCCAAUCUGAAUUGAAAUAUUUCUAUUUUCACAUUGUUUUCUUUUAAAUUACUGCUUAAUUUUUUUCUUCUUUUUGGUAACCAUUCAACUCUUUAUUGGCAGAAUAUUCUCUGUACAUGGUGAUCGAUGCGUACAAUGCAAUAUUAACAUUAGAUGACAAUAAAUAUCGUAAUAAACAGAAGGAGUUUUAAAAGUAAUCUCUUGAUGGCCGGGAUAAGUUGUUAAAUGUAUACGUAUCAAUGAUAUUUAAAUGUAAUAUUUUUUUCCCGUUUCUUUCUUCUUUUAUUCGAUAUGCUUGAAUAAGGGGGGAGAGGGGUGGCAGUGAUGCCAGUAGUUUUAUUUAAUUAAAAUAUGAUAGAUGAUUAUGAGCGAAUGAUAUGUAGAAGCGGAUUUUCUGUAAUUCGAAACGGGUACACGGAAAAGCAGUUUCGUUACAUUCCAUUUCCUGUUGGGCGCAACAAUUAGAAGGGAAGAGAGAUUAAAAAAGGUUUAUUGUUUGUCUUUAUUCUUUAGAUGUCACAGUUUCUAUCAUCAUUGUAAAUCAUAAUUACAUUUGUUUUUAACGAGAAAAAUGUUUCUUUCGCAAACUAAUUUAAUGGACGUCAUGCCACGUAAAGUAAAGUACAGAAUAAUUCUAGUUUUUCGAAAUCAAAUACUUUUAGAAUAACUAUACAUACAUACAAUUACAUCCUCGUGUUGUAUUUAAGCAAAAUAAAAAGUAAAAAGCUUCAAACGUUACUAGGCAUUCUUAAAUUGUCAUCUAAAGCAGCCAGUCGAUUAGCUAAAUUAAUCGAACGGAAUGUAACGAAAUAUUUUAUUUUUAUUAUCUUUUUUGUCUAUUAUCUUCGUUCUUUAUUCGACUACUUAUCUCCACGCUUUUUAAUUUGAACAGAAAUUCUUCUUACUACGUUCGAUGGAACGAAGAGGCUGAAUCCAACAUAUUUAGAAUUAUGAAGUGUGAAAGCUUUUAACUGAACGUAUACCAGAUAGAUUAGAAGAUUACAAACUCCAUGUUUUCUCAUGUGCUCAUCCGCAGUUCGAAAGGAAACGAAUUUUAAAUCGUGACCAUUAUUCUUCCACCUUGCAAGAUGUCAAAACGUUUACCAUCGUUCCUCAUCCCUUUCAUUGCGAUCAUCGAUCUUAUUUUAAUCAAUAAUUACAUAAUAACAACAAUAAUAUAUUAACAAUAAUGAUGAUGAUGAUUAUGUUGAUUACUUCAGUAACGUUAAUGGUAGCAGCAGUUUGAUAACCAUUGUACUGAGAGUAAUGAUAAUAAUUGCAAUUACAAUGGUGGUGUAACGAUGGCGAUGACGAUGACACGGGUGACAACAUCGGCAGCAACAAUUAACUUAAGUACUUACUGCGGUGAGACAUGUAUUCGCCUUAUUUUUUGUUUGUUAGUAAGCGUUCUACUUUACCCUCUACUUUCUCCAUCAACGAUUCUACAUCGUUACGAUUUCAUUUACGACUCUUAGAUUUUUUUUUUUCGUAUCAUUUUUGUUAUUUUUUUUUUGUUAUUUGUUAGUUUUACUGUUAUAUCUUUAGUUGGCUACGGUCAACAGAGUAGCAACAUAAGAUUCUUGAGGCUUUCACGGCCAGGAUUGUUAAGAUGAUAC
Osmia bicornis bicornis is the source of this 4600-nucleotide messenger RNA. It is a transcript of the gene gcl, whose product is annotated as protein germ cell-less. Lineage: Eukaryota; Metazoa; Arthropoda; Insecta; Hymenoptera; Megachilidae. Gene Ontology annotation, molecular function: protein binding. Gene Ontology annotation, biological process: germ cell development. The record is from RefSeq and is a predicted model, not a curated record.